AACCCUUGUGCUAUUUGCAGAUGAAUCAGUGAAGCAAAUGUCAAAGUACAUUCACAGAACAAAUGAACAACGUCACAGAAUUCAUCUUGCUCGGCCUGACCCAGGAUCCAGACAUGCAGAAACUCCUGUUCGCUGUGUUUACAAUCAUCUACUUUCUCACCCUGGCAGGCAACAUGCUCAUUGUGGUGACAAUCACUACCAGCCCAGCCCUGGGCUCCCCCAUGUAUUUUUUUCUGUCUUUCUUGUCCUUCAUAGAUGGCUGCUGCUCCUCUACAAUGGCUCCCAAGAUGAUAUUAGACUUACUAACGGGAAAACAAACUAUCUCCUUCAGUGGGUGCCUGACUCAGCUCUUUGCAGAACAUUUCUUUGGAGGAGUGGAGAUCAUCUUACUCACAGUGAUGGCAUAUGACCGCUACCUGGCCAUCUGCAAGCCCCUGCACUACAUGAUGACCAUGAACACACAGAUGUGUGGCCUCUUGGUGACCGUGGCCUGGGCUGGGGGAUUUCUUCAUGCUCUGAUUCAAAUUCUUUUCAUAGCCUGGUUACCCUUCUGUGGCCCCAAUGUCAUUGAUCAUUUCAUCUGUGAUCUUUUCCCUCUGUUAAAGCUCUCUUGCACUGACACUCACAUCUUUGGACUCUUUGUUGCAGCCAACAGUGGGCUGAUGUGCGUGAUCAUCUUUUCCAUUCUGAUUACCUCUUACGUCCUCAUCCUUUACUCCCUAAAGUCUCACAGCUUUGAAGAACAGCAAAAGGCUCUCUCCACCUGUGCCUCUCAUAUUACUGUAGUCGUCCUAUUCUUUGUACCAUGUAUCUUUGUAUAUCUUCGGCCCAUGAUCACCUUUCCCAUUGAUAAAGCAGUGGCUGUGUUUUAUACUAUGGUAACACCCAUGUUAAACCCUUUAAUUUACACUCUUAGAAAUUCAGAGGUGAAAAAUGCCAUGAAGAAGCUAUGGAACCAGACCAUAAUCUUGGGAAACAACAUGUGUGUCAACAGAGAAGAUAAAGAAAAAAAUCUGUCAAUUUUUUAA
Ochotona curzoniae (black-lipped pika) is the source of this 1028-nucleotide messenger RNA. RefSeq names its product olfactory receptor 4C5-like. Bases 63 to 1028 code for a protein of 321 amino acids. The transcript has a single exon. Gene Ontology annotation, cellular component: membrane. Gene Ontology annotation, molecular function: G protein-coupled receptor activity; olfactory receptor activity. Lineage: Eukaryota; Metazoa; Chordata; Mammalia; Lagomorpha; Ochotonidae. The record is from RefSeq and is a predicted model, not a curated record. Gene Ontology annotation, biological process: G protein-coupled receptor signaling pathway.